Pistacia vera is the source of this 1549-nucleotide messenger RNA. RefSeq names its product beta-amyrin 11-oxidase-like. Gene Ontology annotation, biological process: brassinosteroid biosynthetic process; sterol metabolic process; multicellular organism development. Gene Ontology annotation, cellular component: endoplasmic reticulum. The transcript is spliced from 8 exons. The record is from RefSeq and is a predicted model, not a curated record. NCBI's taxonomy places the organism in Eukaryota, Viridiplantae, Streptophyta, Magnoliopsida, Sapindales, Anacardiaceae. Bases 3 to 1484 code for a protein of 493 amino acids. Gene Ontology annotation, molecular function: heme binding; iron ion binding; ent-kaurenoic acid monooxygenase activity.
AUAUGGAGUUAGAUUUAUUUUGGCUGAUUCUUGCAAUUCUUCUUGGCACUUAUGGUGUCUUGUUUGGAUUUCUCAGCCGAAUAAACGAGUGGUAUUAUGUUAGUUUCAGGUUGAGUCACGAGAAGCGGCGGGCUCUCCCUCCAGGUGAUAUGGGAUGGCCUGUGCUCGGCAAAAUGUUGUCUUUCCUGCGAGCUUUCAAAUCCAGUAAUCCUGAUAACUUCAUUUACAACUUAGUUGACAGAUAUGGUCGAACAGGUAUAUAUAAGAGUUACUUAUUUGGGAGCCCGAGCGUUAUAGUUUGCACCCCAGAAACGUGUAGACGAGUGUUGAUGGACACUGAGCAAUUUGCACUUGGUUAUCCUGCUUCAACCAAGCAUUUAACAGGAAAAAAAUCAUUCCAUAGCAUUUCAGUUUCAGAACACAAGCGACUCCGCAAGCUGACGACAAGUUCAAUCACUGGCAAUGAGGCUCUAGCCAUGUACAUUGAGUACAUCCAGAACAUUGUGAUUACUUCAUUGGAUAAAUGGGCGAGAAACGACAAGCCAAUCGAGUUCUUGACUGAGAUGAGGAAGAUUGCUUUCAAAGUCAUCACUCACAUCUUUCUGGGAUCCGAUAGUGAUUCGAUUCUUGGAUCAGUGGAGAAAUAUUACACUGAUAUACUUUACGGAUUGAAGUCUUCUGCCAUUAACAUCCCCGGUUUCGCUUUUCACAGAGCACUCAAGGCACGAAAUAAGUUGUUGAAGAUCCUUCAAACUGUUCUAGAUGAAAGAAGAGCAAUGAGGGAAAGUAAAGAUAAGCAGAAGGCGAAGAGAGGCAUGAUUGAUUUAAUGAUGGAAGUGGAAGAUGAGAAUGGUAAAAAGUUGGAGGAUGCAGAUAUCAAAGAUUUACUCCUCAUGUUCUUAUUAGCCGGUCAUGAAAGCUCAGCGCAUGCUGCAAUGUGGGCGAUACUCUACCUGCAUCAGCAUCCUGAAAUGCUACAGAAAGCCAAGGAAGAACAAGAGGAGAUUAUGAAGAGAAGACCCUCAACACAGAAAGGAUUGAAUCUCAUCGAAAUUAAACAAAUGGAAUAUCUUGCUAAGGUGAUAGAUGAAACAUUGCGAAGAACCAAUCUUUCAUUUGCAAAUUUUCGCCAGGCAAAAGUAGAUGUUACCAUCAAAGGUUAUACGAUACCAAAAGGUUGGAAAGUUUUGGUUUGGAACAGAGGUGUUCACAUGGAUCCUGAAAAUUACCCUCACCCAAACCAGUAUGAUCCUUCAAGAUGGGAGAACCAUGUAGCUAAACCAGGAGCUUUUAUUCCCUUUGGAGCUGGACCCAGGAUUUGCCCUGGAGCUGAUCUAGCCAAGCUUGAAGUCUCCAUUUUCCUUCAUUAUUUUCUCCUUAACUACAAGCUUGAACAACUUAAUCCAGGUUGCCGAAUUGUGUACUUACCAAUACCAAAGCCUUCAGAUAACUGUCUUGCAAAAGUAAUUAAACUCAGAUCAUGAACAUCCACACAUUUCUCAGAAAUUUAAUUCGUUUAUGUAGUCAAGUAAUAUAGCCAUUUACUUGU